Messenger RNA from Sciurus carolinensis (gray squirrel), 2580 nucleotides. It is a transcript of the gene C2H20orf96, whose product is annotated as chromosome 2 C20orf96 homolog. NCBI's taxonomy places the organism in Eukaryota, Metazoa, Chordata, Mammalia, Rodentia, Sciuridae. The record is from RefSeq and is a predicted model, not a curated record. The transcript is spliced from 11 exons. The coding region runs from base 591 to 1691 and encodes 366 amino acids.
AGGAGCAAAAGUGUAUAAACAGGUCUUAGCAGGCAGUUUACAUAGUUAAGAGAAGGGGGCGGCAGGUAUGGCUUAGUGGUGCGGGGCUUUCCUAGCAUCUGUGAAGCCCUGGGUUUGAUCCCCAGCAACACACACACAAUCACAGUUAGGAGAAGGGAGGCAAGUGGGAGGAUAAAUGAAAUGUGAAUUUGUGUUUACUAAUCUCCACGAUUUUCGAUUUUCUUGUUGAAAUAGGAAGCAAGGUCAUUAACCUGGAAUGAGAAUGAGGAAGAAAGUGAUGGAAGUUCGAUGAGAGUGGAGAAAUAUAAUUCUUUAGGAUUGCGGGUGGGGCAAACUGAGAGAUAUUUGAAACCCAGCUGGGAUGAACGCGGGGCGGGCGUGCUACCCAUUACCAGGCGAGAUUAGUCCCCCUAGGCACUCCGUAGUCGGCGUCGCAUUUCCUUGGAGACCAAGACGCAGAAGGCACCCAGUCUCUGGGAAAUUUGAUUGGCCUGGGUUGCCGCGAUCCGCGCUGAGGCAAAAAAGCUGGAGAAGCCGAACAGGCACCUCAGAGAUCAAGGCCCCACGGUCUCACGACUCUUCUCUUGCCAAUGGCGAACGACUUUCGCCGACGCAGCCGCUCUGGGGGUCAGUCCACACCCAAGUUCCACGUUCUGUGGUCCAAGCAGAACAUCAAGUCAUCUACUCUACCUCCACUUGGACAAGCCAGCAUCCACACUAAAAGCAAAACGAAGACCUUGACUAAAGUCCAGUCAGCAGUGUUCCACAAGCCUUCUGUGUUGAUGACAAACCCGCCGAAGGGGCCAGAGGACCUGCACCAAAGGGAGAAGUUCAACCCUCGGAAGACGCAUGCCAAAGUCCGGUUCAUGAGGGCGAUGCUCAGGAACCAGCGGAGCUUGCUCCAGGAGAUGUGCCACCACAAGCACUUCCUCAGCAAGCUUAGCGACGAGCUGGUGAGAGCCAUCCAGGACACCGAGCAGACCACGGCCCUGAGCGUGCGCGCCAUGCUGCAGCAGCAGGACACCCUGACGAGCAUCAUCGACAUCUUGGAGUGCUCCAACAGAAAGAGGCUGCAGCAGCUGAAGUCUGAGCUCGAGGACUGGGAACAUAAGGAGGAAAGCAAGAUCAGCUCCCUGGUGCUGCAGGUGGAGCAGCUGAAUGCCAAAGUCCAGAAGACCCAAGAGGAGGUGAACUUCCUGAGCACGUACAUGGACCAUGAAUAUCCUGUGCGGUCGGUCCACAUCGCCAACCUUGCACGCCAGCUUCAGCAGGCCAAGGACGACCAGCAGGAUGAGCUGGAUAACCUCAGCGAGAUGCGCAGAAUGGUCCUGGAGUCGCUGUCCAACAAGAUUUUGGAGAAGAAGAAAAAAAUUCUGAGGUCUCUGGCGAAGAGAACCCUGCACCCCCACGAGGAGGCUCUUCUGCACAAGGUCCAGGACAGCCAGCUCAGGCAGAGGGGCAGAAGCACGGUCACAGAGUUCAUAGAAGGAUUGAAGGAGAGAUUGCCCGUGCUGAGGACCGAGGCAGAGGAGCUCCGGGCUCAGAUGCAGGACCCCCGCGAGGUCGUUUUCAAGGAUGUUCUGCUUUGGAGACCCAAUGCCUAUGAAGAACCAGGAACUGUGCAAAUGAAAGUCGCCCUUGGUCCUGCCACCAUGGCGUCGUGGAGGGAACCAGAUAUUAGUGGACAAUAAGAUACAAAUGUAGCCAGGGAUGGUGGCGCACACCUGUGAUCCCAGUGACUCGGGAGGCUGAGGCAGGCGGAUUGCAAUUUUGAGGCCAUCCUCAGCAAUUUAGCAAGACCCUCAGCAACUUCGUUAGACCCCGUCUCAGAAUUUAAAUGAAUAAAUAAACAAAUAAAUAAAUAAAUAGGACUGGGGCUAUGGCUCAGUGGUAGAGCUCUCCUGGGUUCAAGCCCCAGUGCCAGACACCACCAGCAACACCACCAGCAACCAAAAGCCACAGAUGUAAAGAAGUGCUAAGGGAGGAGUCCAUGGCCCUGGGAGCGCGUGUCCCAGGCAGUGGGUCUGGGGCAGUCAAGGAAGGUUUCCCUGAGACUGUGACAUUCUUGAACUAAGGUCUGCAGUUGGUGUAGAAGCUCACUAGGCGAAGGGCCUGAGAAGAAGCCAUUCCGGGUGGUGGUGCCGGGGUCUCUGGGGUGGCCUGAGUUGGCGCCCGUGUCUUGACCUGGGAUUUGAACGCACUGAAAUGGGCCUGAGAGGGUUGGGGUGGUGUGGGCCAGGGUACCAGGGUUUUCUGCAGAAGCUGAUUUAGAGAAUGUGGCUUAUGUCUCCAGCCCCGGUGGCUUCUGAAUCCUGAACCGGAAUUAGGCAGAUGGAGCCAGCUGGCCUUGGCGAAGCUGGACUGGAGGGGAACUUGUCCUUGUGGGCAGCUUGUUGCUGAGAGGGAAGGGACUGGGCUUCCCACGGGCCCUCCCUGCCAGGCUCACCGUCUGGGUAGACCUACCCCUGCUGUAGGAGCAGAGGAGCAAAGGCGCAGAGGGGCCCAGAGCAGUGCCCUCACCCACAUGGAAGGGACUGUCGGAGUGCAAAGUAGCGUUCCCUUCCCAGAGUGAGACCGGUG